CUUGUGCUUAUGGCGACAUGUGCUCAUGGAGGAAUUUAGUGUUUCUCUAGCCAUGUUAGCCUUGCAGGUUGCACUUUCGAAUAGUGCUCACUGAUAAUUCAUCGGUUGGGAAAUAGUACGUGAACAGACUCACCUAAAGAUUUUGAAAGCGAAGAGAAAUUAAACACUGGAGAGGCGAAAUUAAGCCAACGUGUCCCGUCCAUACGCUGUUUUUGAAAACAACCCGAAACGUAAGAGAACACUUUUCCGAGGAGUUUGGUGUGUGAAGACAAGACCUUUUAUAUUGUGUUAAGGACAUUUUAUUAUUUGUUGAUAUGUUUUUUAUCUCUAAAGACUAUUGUCGUUUUGUCAAGUUGAGUAAUAACUAGUUUCUUUUCAAAGAGACUGGCUGUCGUGUUUUGGUGUUGUGAAACUUGAAUUUUUCGUCUCAAAAUUGAGAAUUGUUACCAUAAACUACUGAUUGUUGAUAUUUUCACCUGGUUAUACAUGAGCCCGACGGGUUUGUCGGUUGUCAGUGGCAGCUGAGAUUAAGCAAGACUCGACACCGAGUCUACACUCCUUCCUAACUUGGAAAUCAACAUCUGGUGGAACAAACAUGGCGACGGCCGUGAGCUCGGCUCCGACAAAUCAAACAGAUUGUUCCAUACAGAACACUUCUGAGGUCUCAAAGCCGAACAUUAACACCUCGGAUGAAACUCCAAAGGAGUCCCCACGUGCUGCAAAUGCAGAUUCAAACGCAUUGAGCGAAACUAACGCCUCGGGAGACGCUUCUAGUGCAUCGCCAAGUGUACCCAAAGACUCGAAAUCUAACACGAAAAAGGGUGACAACAAGAAUUAUGUGGAAGCCCCACCCCCGAAAACAAAUCCAUGGACUAAAGGGAAGGCCAAACCAUCGCAUGUACCGAUACAUAAACCAGAAAACAGUUCUGCAGAAACUAAAGGGUCGCUAAAGUCCACCCAUGUGAAAACUGAGGCCAAGGAUCCCACUCUGGGCGAUGACAACUGGCCGGCACUCUCUGAGCAAACCCAGAAUUCAAAGAAGCCUUCCAAACCAUCUGGUUCCACUGGCCCUCCAACACCACCAGCCUCUCAGAAUCACAACAGUCAGUCGCAGAGUGACUCAGGGGGAGAUGACUCUGCCAAAGAAAAUAAGGAGAACUCCAUAGCUUCCGUCGAAUCUCAGCGGACGCCUAAAGGAAAGAAAGCAAUCAAAGGUUCCAAACAAAGGUGGCUUCCCCUUGAGAUAGACCCACCCAAGUCCAGCCGGCGGUCAGGCAGAAGUCGGAGUCAAGGCAGACGACCCAACUCGCCAGCCUCCCGACGAGACCCGCGCAGAACCUCAGACAGACUGGGCAAGUCUGACAAGCGUGCUGAUGAGUCCAAGAACUGGAGAGACGACAUCGCCAAUGCUGCAGCAGAGGGAAGAAGCCCCUUCUCCAGUUACUCCCGUGGAGGACGGAGGGGACGUGGUCGAGGAGGCACUGGGGGCAGGGGACGCGGACGUGGUAGAGGAACUGCAAGCGAGGAUACAGAUUUCCAGUAUGAUGAAUCGUAUUUUGUGGAUGGAAACUUCACCCCCUAUGCAGGGACGGUGUACUUUGGCGCCCCAAUGGUUGAUGAUGCGGUGCUGAAAGACUAUGUAAAGAAACAGAUUGAGUACUAUUUUAGCGAGGAGAACCUGCAGCGUGACUUCUUCCUGCGUCGCCGGAUGGAUGUGGGAGGCUGGAUCCCCAUCAGCCUCAUCGCCAGCUUCCACAGAGUGCAGAACCUCACACAAGAUGUCAACCUCAUCAUACAGUCAUUGAAAGACAGCGAUACAGUUGAACUCUCUGAGGAUUUACUCAGGAUACGAGGCUUGAACGACCCUGAGAAAUGGCCAAUUGAAGGACCUGCUCUCAUCACUACUUCCAACCUACAUGCUGAUGUACCGGAAUUCGUGCCUGGUCAACCUUUCAAAUUACCAGAUUCGGUCACCUACCCUCCUCCAAGCUCCCGUGAUGAUGAGGAGUCCCUGGAUGACCUGAUGAAGGACUGGAAGGACAGUCUCAAGUCAACAUCGGCCUCGCACUUGUCCUCCUCCGCCCCCGAGCUUCAGGGGGAGUGGCGAGAAGUCCGGCGGAGGGAACGCAGGGAGAAGCAGAAACUUAAGGAUGAGCAGUCUGGGUUUGCAGAGACUAAGGCCCCAGAGCAGGAGGAACUGGACUUCAUGUUUGAUGAGGAGAUUGAACAGCUUGAAGUGGGCAGAAAAAAUAACUUCACUGACUGGUCUGACGACUCAGAUGAUGAGUUGGCUGAUAGUGAUAUCAACAAAAUUCUUAUUGUAACUCAGACUCCCCCAGCCUACCGGAAACACCCGGGUGGCGAUCGCACGGGGGAUCACAUUCCUCGUGCCAAGAUGUCGUCAGAGUUGAUUAAAGUCAUCAAUGAUGGCCUGUAUUACUAUGAGCAGGAUCUGUGGGAAGAGAGUGAUCAGUUCGAUGCAAUUGAUCUCCGGGACUUCAAGACGGUGAACCUGAUCAGCAAGGAAGAGUUUGACAACCUGACACCAACAUCAGCUGUUCUGCUACAGGAGGUCCCUCCUCCACCCCCUCCACCAGUGACAUCUACAGAACCAAAGAAAGUGCCGUCCCCCCAGACUGUGCAGCAGGAUGUGGCACGGUCACUUCCUGCUUACGUGCCCGACACGCCAGGCAGACCGACACCUCGGACACCACACGCACGCAAAGAUUCCAGCAAAGCUCCACGGUUCUACCCAGUAGUGAAGGAUUCUUCAAGACCUCCAGAUCCACAGACUCCCAGGAAGAAGAAGACGAGGCACAGCAGCAACCCCCCGGUGGAGGGUCACGUGGGCUGGGUGAUGGACUCCAAGGAGCACAAAGCACGGUCAAGAAACAACUCCACCUCCAUGAGCAUGAGCCCGUCGGACAGCCAGUUGUCUGUCAGCUACGGCAGCACUCCUCUCACAUUCCCUCAGUUUGAGCAUCCAUCACAUCAGCUGCUGAAGGAGAACGGAUUCGUCUGGACUGUCUACCACAAGUAUCACGCCAAAUGUCUCAAAGAACGGAAGAGGCUUGGAAUCGGACAGUCUCAGGAGAUGAACACACUGUUCAGGUUUUGGUCCUUCUUCUUACGUCAGCAUUACAACAAAAAGAUGUACCAGGAGUUCCGCUUCAGUACAUUUAAAUUUCGCAACCUGGCUGUGGAGGAUUCCAAGGAUGGAUACAGGUACGGCUUAGAGUGUCUGUUCCGCUACUACAGCUACGGACUGGAACGCCGUUUCCGGCUAGAUGUGUUCAAGGACUUCAUGGAGGACACAACAAGAGACUGCGAAAGUGGUCAGCUAUAUGGACUGGAGAAGUUCUGGGCGUUCCUGAAGUAUUCUCGGCGGUCAGUAGAAGUUGACCCAAUGCUGAAAGAAAAACUUUCCAAAUUCAAGCGACUAGAGGAUUUCCGAGUUGAUUUCGAGGAUCAAUCCAGUGGACCAACACCUUCAAAACAGACAUCCCAAGACACCCAAUUGAAAACAGCCACUCAGAAGUCUGGUCAAGCCAGCCAAUCAAAAUCCACAACAGAGAAAACUGACAAGCCUGCAUCAGGAUCAGAAGGUGCCGCCGCUGCUGCCUCCAAGUGAAACAGUGUACAUAGACUGAUGGGACAAAGGGGGCUUGUAUAUAGCAUGGGAUACUGUCUGACAUCACACAACCAAUGCGCUCUGGGCAAGCCGGAAACCAUUCUCUGUACCGUACAUCACUCAAGUUUAUGUUUAAGAGAUAAUUUAAUGGCUUUCUAUUUCAAAUUGUUAGUAUUGACAAGAUAUCAUGUAAAAAAACGUAAUAUUUUUAGAGUUUCCAUAAAUUUGUCUUGGCUGCAUAAUGUUAUUUGUAAAACUGACACCAGGUAUAAUAUUGUGUUAACUUCAGCUAUGCAGGAAUUUCUCUUUGCUUGUUUGAAGGUUAGAAUCAAGGUGAAAUAUUUGCUGAAGUGUUUUCAGGCUUGUCCAGUUCAGUUCAGACAUGACGUUUCCUCCUGUGUACGUUUAAAAUUUGCCAAGUUUUUUGGUUGCUUUUACUAUUUGAUGAAGGUCAAUGUUAAUGGACACCCCGAGUUAUUCUGGAAGGGAGAUAACUCUAGAAUACUUGUGGAUUUGAAUGUAGCCAUAAUUAUAGUGGUGCAGUGUAAGUUCUUUAUACUGCUGUGAUAUGGUUUCUUUGCCGAGUUUCUAAUAUGUAAAAUAUUGAUUGUUGACAGCAUGUUGUUGUCAUCUUACAAUGCUUGUGAAUAUUUAUAACAGUCCACUGUAUUGUUAUGCGAAAGGGAGAUAAUCAUUAUGAAGGAUAUUCAGAUGAAAAAACGUUUCAUUUUCAAUUCCACUUUAGCUUUAUGAUUUGGACAUUUGUAACAGGUUUGCAUUGACAGCCAAGACGUCAUUUUAGCAUGAUGAUGUACUCUUGUUUUAGAGUAGUUUAAUGAUUAUUUUCAUUUUCAUUUCUUCAUUUAGUUGAACAAGACAUUUAUUCAUUUUUCACCUUAGUGAAGUGCUUUGAUUUUCAUGAAUAUGGUACAAAGGAAUACUUAAUCUUAUCAAAAAAAUAUUUUCUUUGAAUGCAGCUAUGCUUAACAAAUCAUAUUUCAUAGCUAACAAGGACGCUUGGUUUUUAUUUUGAUGUUAAGAUGUCAGGUUUUAUUUUCUCAGUGAAGUAUUUACAUAUUCAUAAAUGGUAAACAUGCUGUAGUACUAUUUUCAAGGUCUCCUGUCAAAGUUUAUUUUCAGUGCUUGGGAGAAAAGACAAAGGACUCCAUGAAAAAAUGGACGAGUUGCAAUAUCUUUUUUUCUGUUUCAAAGGUGUUUCCAAACGCUGUAGUGAGUUAUGUUUUUCAGGUUGUAUUAUUUAUGGAAAAUGAUCCUUUAUGCUAAAACUAAAGGUGAUGUGCAUAUUUGAAUGACUGUACGUGUGUCUCAGCUUGAGUUGUGGUGCAUUGCUUUGUUCAUGUUUUCAGUGUUUUAUUUUCAGGGAAAGUCUGCCUCUGUUUACAUAAUGCAUUCGCUAUCAUUCAUGCGUUAACCAAUCUUUGUUGCUAUGUGUGUUUGUGUCUGUGGAACGAGUUAGGAUCUAGUUUAAUGAUCCUUACUUGUUUGAUAUUUCUUGCGGAGGGUCUAUUUCGAAAUUUUCAUUUGAUAAGGAAAAGGUUUUCAAUGGCAGUUGGAAUGUAUACUGAUGGGCAGUCGUAAGAGGACAUUGCAGAAAAACUAUUGGCACCACAACACAGUCUCUCGUCUUUAUCUGGCGUGUCCUAUAGUGCUAAAAGGGACGUCACGUCAGGUUGGUGACUCCCUUUAGGUCUACACCUGCAUAAAGAAUGUCACAGCAAAA
Messenger RNA from Haliotis rubra (blacklip abalone), 5372 nucleotides. RefSeq names its product la-related protein 1B-like. NCBI's taxonomy places the organism in Eukaryota, Metazoa, Mollusca, Gastropoda, Lepetellida, Haliotidae. Gene Ontology annotation, biological process: positive regulation of translation; mRNA stabilization. Gene Ontology annotation, molecular function: RNA cap binding. The record is from RefSeq and is a predicted model, not a curated record. Gene Ontology annotation, cellular component: cytosol; cytoplasmic stress granule.